Ogataea philodendri is the source of this 519-nucleotide messenger RNA. RefSeq lists its product as uncharacterized. NCBI's taxonomy places the organism in Eukaryota, Fungi, Ascomycota, Pichiomycetes, Pichiales, Pichiaceae. Gene Ontology annotation, biological process: mitochondrial respiratory chain complex IV assembly. The coding region runs from base 1 to 519 and encodes 172 amino acids. Gene Ontology annotation, cellular component: mitochondrial inner membrane. The transcript has a single exon. The record is from RefSeq and is a predicted model, not a curated record.
AUGACACCGGCAGUGCGACUGCUUCAGAGUCAAACUGGCGCAAUCAACAGCACCAGAAACGCCUCGCCAGUCAAGAAAGAACGGCCUCCAAUGACGGUGAAUGAUGUGUUACCAGACCCCUUUGCGGCCCCAAGACGUAACAGAAGAACGUUUAUUGCGUUUUGUGUUGUGAUGGGCGUUUCUCUGCUUGCCAUCUUCAACUACGAGAAGGUUUCGUCUCCAAUCAUGAACGCUACAAUGUAUUUUCUACGGAGAUCUAAAGUUGCCCGUGAAAAACUGGGCAAAUCCAUCACUUUUGAGGGUAACGUUCCAUGGAUCAAGGGAGAACUCAACACAAUGAAGGGUAACGUGGACAUCCAAGUGCGAGUUGCCGGAGAUUCUGCCGGAGCGUUGAUGAAAUUGAAAGCUUCCAGAAGCAACAGAGGUGAGAGUUUCCAGAUCGCCGAGUGGCAGCUGCUUCUGGACGACGGCUCUGUUCUGGACCUGUUGAAGGACGAAAGUGUGAAUUUAGAAUUUUGA